AUGAAUAGCACUAUUUGGUUAUCCACAACUGCCGCUUCCGUCGUUCCGGGUAAUCCUCCUGGUCCACCUCCCAGUGGCUCAUUUCCAGGAGGGUCACCACCAGGCGGGCCACCACCAGAUGGUUCGGGAGGUGGCGAUAAUACAGUAACAAUUACUGCUCUACAACGAAAUAUAGCUUUUUAUGGUUAUAUUUUUUUGUUUCUUGUUGGAUAUUUUGGUCAUAUUAGUAGUAUUAUUAUUUUUUUUCGACGUACACUUCGUACAGUAUCAACAAGUUGUCUCUUUGUUUGUGUUACUGUAUCAAAUAUUAUUUAUUUAUUAGUAUGUAUCUAUGAUUUUCUUUAUGUUGGCAUUGGUCUCACACCCAUUAACGUUCAAACUAAUCCUGCUGCAUCUAAUGCUCUGUGUCGUUUUCGUUCAUUUAUUCAAUCAGUAGCAAUGUGUUCAUCAGCAUGGCUUCUUUUAGCUAUUUCAAUUGAUCGAUGGCUACGUAUUCGUUUUCCAUUUCAAGUUAAAAAAUUAUGUACAAGAAAACGUGUACUAUGUGGGGCAUUAUUUAUUCUUAUUUGUGCAAUGGCAUUUAACUCUCAUUUACUUCUGCCUACAUUUGGAAGUCUACCAGGAUCAACUAUUUGUGGACCAAUAUCAAGUACAACAUAUUCAUUUUUCUUUAGACAAGUAUGGAGUAUUUUAUUGGCUUGUUUACAAACUAUUUUACCAACAAUUCUUCUUCUGAUUGUGACAAUUGAUAUGUUUAUUCGUAUUCGAAUACAACAAAAACAACGACAACAAUUAAAUCAAAAUCGUCGUAAUGUGUUUGUUGAUCGACAAAUGUUAAUAAUUAUGUUAACGAGUAUAUUUUUAUUUUUCUCAACACAAAUUCCAUUAGGUUUAUUCAAUAUACUUCUCCAACCUGUUCUACAAGCACAACUUUCAAUGACUCAAGCAUUACAAUUACAAUCAAUUUUAAAUUUUAUUGGAUCUAUUAAUUAUGCUACAACAUUCUAUGUUCAUUGUUUAACAAGUGGAUUGUUUCGACAAGAAUUUUAUAAUAUAUUACGAUAUUGUUUAAGAUCAAGUAAUAGUAGACGUAUUGGUAUUAUGACUGCAACGAUUGGUCAAACACAACUUGAAUUAACACGUAUGCGAACAAAAAGAAAUCAACAAGAAUGUACAAUUGAAAAUGUGGAAAAAUAG
Adineta steineri is the source of this 1197-nucleotide messenger RNA. NCBI's taxonomy places the organism in Eukaryota, Metazoa, Rotifera, Eurotatoria, Adinetida, Adinetidae. The record is from the annotation of a GenBank genome assembly.